AUGCUCGGGUUGAAAGAUCUUUUCCCCAAGCAGGGACCAAAACAAAAUCCCAACGCCGCUCCUUACUUUGAAGCGGCGCCCUUGAAGAUCAUUGCUGUCGAGCAUCCGUGUGUUGUCAAGAACACUGACAAUGGCCUCAAGACCUUCGGGAGGAAUGCUAAUUAUGAACGACUAAUGGACGAUGAUACUGGCAGGAUAGCUCUUCCUAUGUGGUUGAGACCUGAUGUACCAACCACCAAGCCGCUCAUGUCGCAUAAUGCGGCGUCAAACAAUGUCGUCUUGAAAAUCACCGUACCCAAGCGCACAGGUCGCAAGCGAAAGCGCGGCACUGAUGAGCCAUUCACCGGGGUUGCGGUUCAGUCUUCCGAAGAUGAGCCUUCUGAACACGUUUGCUCCGAGGGCAGAGAGGAUGAUCCCAAGUUGAUUUUGCGCAAACUGCAGGAUACUGCUGGCAGAUACCAAGCAGAAGCCAUUGGAACCAUUCACGAUACCCACCGCUACCAUGGUCUCGCCGACUUUCAGUUUUCCGCCACCGAAAUGCCCUAUCUUACCAAGGUUACUAAUCACAUUCUACCACUGAAAGUGGACAAGCUACGCGAGCUCAGAUUCGAUCCGAAUCUUCACCCUGUAAAGGGCCAGGAGAUCAUCCCCCCACCCUACUACACAGACCGUGUGGUUCCGUUCAACUAUUUCUACGAACAAAAUCCAUAUGUUCGUGUUGACGGCGUGGACGAACAUGGCAAGGCCAUCAUGGUCAACGUGCAAGGUCGCCUCGCCAAGACAUAUGGUCACUACAUCGAACACGACUAUUACCCAAUCCCGACGGGCCCAUCCAAAGACAUGGCUAACUCGCGUCAAGUGCCAAAAGAUCUGCUAGAGCGCAUGCGUGUAGCCCUAGAAGAGAGGCCAAUCUGGACGAGACGAGCCCUGAUUACAAGAGUGGCUCCUUAUUAUUCUGACAACAGUCUCAAGAUUGCCGUGCAACUGGUGGGAUACCAAUUCAAAGGUGGACCAUGGCGUGACGCCGUCAUCAAGUACGGAGUUGAUCCUCGCUCUGACCCGAAAUACCGAAUCUACCAAACGCUCGCCUUCAAGCUCGAAGGCCUUCCUGGCGACAGAACCGUAAAGAAUGGCAUCGCGCGCAGCAUGGCCAGGGAAGAAGCAUCACGUAGCCACCUAUGGGACGGUACGCAGUAUUGUACCAAUGGAAAGUUCUGGCAGAUAUGCGACAUUACCGAUCCCUGUCUGAUCAAGCUGAUCAACGACGCUCCGCUGCGCGACGAGUGCGAUAUCGCGACCGACGGCUGGUGGUACGGCGGCACCUGGGCCAAGAUCAAGGCCUUUAUGAAGGCGAAAAUGGUGGCCAUUCGCCACGGACGCCUGGGCUUUGACGAAGACGAGGUCAAGAAGAAGAACUUCCUGUACAACUCUGAUAUCCUUCAGAAGCUGAAUCGGUACGCCGAUAUCCAGCCCCAACAUGCUAGGGGACAGGUCAAUCCUUCUACGUUGUUGUACGACAUGGUGGAUGUCUCUGGACUGGAAGGCUUAAAGUACAGACAUCGCCCUUUGACUCAGGCCAAUGAUCUCAUGACGGCUAUGGGUUUUAGAGGCCGCCAGAUCAGGAGGCCUAGGAAGAAGAAGGCCGAAACCGAUGGACCAAGACCUGAUGACGACGGACUGGCCAUCCACAAGGGCUCCGAAAGCGAAGUGGAAGAGGAAGCGGAUGGGGUGGGUGAAGACGAGUCCGGGGUCGUCGGAGCAGGAUCCGUAGAAGGAGAUGACGAAGACGGCGGUGAGGAGCGGUUCCCCGACGACGCAUGGGCUCAUAUCCUGGAUAGCGACCUGGAAGAGGAGAUCGAGGGUGAAGCCGAUGAGGAUGGUGAAGAAGAUGAUGACUUUGAUGAAAGUAUGAUGCUCGAGGGAGGGGACGAGGUGGAAGACGGUGAUGAAGGUGACGAAGAUGACGAAGACGAUGGAGACGACGAGGUCCCUACCACUGCUGGAGAUCUACCCGACUAG
Pestalotiopsis fici W106-1 is the source of this 2019-nucleotide messenger RNA. RefSeq lists its product as uncharacterized. Gene Ontology annotation, cellular component: transcription factor TFIIIC complex. NCBI's taxonomy places the organism in Eukaryota, Fungi, Ascomycota, Sordariomycetes, Amphisphaeriales, Sporocadaceae. The record is from RefSeq and is a predicted model, not a curated record. Gene Ontology annotation, biological process: transcription initiation at RNA polymerase III promoter. Bases 1 to 2019 code for a protein of 672 amino acids. The transcript has 2 exons.